Messenger RNA from Lytechinus variegatus (green sea urchin), 4552 nucleotides. Its product is annotated as nicotinamidase-like. Bases 99 to 1229 code for a protein of 376 amino acids. Gene Ontology annotation, molecular function: calcium ion binding. The record is from RefSeq and is a predicted model, not a curated record. The transcript is spliced from 8 exons. NCBI's taxonomy places the organism in Eukaryota, Metazoa, Echinodermata, Echinoidea, Temnopleuroida, Toxopneustidae.
GCUAGAAAUUCAGUGCCACAAGCACGAGCCUACCAGGUCCAGGAGAACCAAACCUCAUUUUUCAGUUUCACUCUUCUGUCGUCUACUAGAUAAUCAAAAUGUCUGCAGAAAACUUCUUCGAUAAUCUCAAGAAUGAUCUGUCUUUCUCUGGAAAUCGUGAGAAAGAGGCAACGUGUUUGAAACGCUACAACAAAAGAGGGGAUGGCAGGUUAGACCAAGAUGAAUUUCAUGAGAUGUGUCUUGAUCUGUUUGUAGACGAUGGCAAGAGUUUUCCUCUCACAGAAACAGAAUCAAGACGGAUAUUUGAACAGCUAGAUGAUAAUCAGGAUAACUACAUUGACAGGGAUGAAUUUCAUAUCCUAUGGAGAUACUGGUUACCUAUGAUUCUUCAACCCAAAGCAGCUCUGAUAGCAGUUGAUGUACAGAAUGAUUUUAUUGAUGGAUCCUUGGCAGUGGCUCAGGCAGAAGAAAUUGUGCCUGUCAUUAACAGAAUUCUUGAUGAUGAGGGUAUGUUUGAACAAGUCAUCUACACGUAUGAUUGGCAUCCUGAGAACCAUGUUUCUUUCCACAACAAUGUCUGCUUGCGAAAUAUUCACCAUACAUCAAAAGUCCAGCAGAAGGAUGCUUGCGUCUUUGAUACUGUAGUGUUUGAUGGGCACGUCCCCAUGGAGCAGACGUUAUGGCCCGCUCACUGUGUACAACACUCACACGGGGCUAAGCUUCAUGCAGAUCUUAAGAUCACAAAGGACCAUGUGGACAUCUAUAAGGGCGUGUGUGACCAUGUCGAUAGCUACUCAGCCUUCUUUGACAAUCAACGGCUCUCUCAAACAGAACUAGCAGUGGCACUGUGCGAUAGGCGUAUCACUGAUGUCUACGUCUGUGGUUUGGCGUAUGAUGUGUGUGUCCGACACACAGCUAUCGAUGCAGCAAGCCUUGGGUUCAGGCCAUUCGUCAUUGAAGACGCCUGCCGAGGGCUGACAACGGAGAGUUGUGAUAAGGCAAGAAGAGAGAUGGAGGAAGCAGGUUGUAUUAUGGUGUCUUCUACGCAGGUCAAGUCAAUGGCUGAAGCCAACACAAGGGUUCCCAAGAUGGCUCUGCAGGCGGCUGAGAAUGUCGCCCUCGCUAGACGGAAAGCCAAAGUCAAGCUUGCAAGCAUGAACAGUGACCAUGGAGAUAAACCACUAACCAACGGCUUUGUUGUAGAGAAUUCCAGCUCACUUGAUAUGUGAAAUGAGAUUUCGUGAAUGGCUGGAGAAUUUGCAUCUUCACUAACUCAUCAGGGUAGCAUGAUCGGAGUAGGUCAAGAACGACAAAAGGAAGGCAUUGCAUGUAGAACUGUUGCCAAUUUACUACUGCGUGAUCACUGAUUCUUCAGACCACCUGCAGACUGUCAGCCAUAUCACUGGGAUAUAGAUAAUAAAAUGGAAGUGUUAUCUACCAAGGCAGGAGAGAUUUUAGCCGUCUUUCGCCAUUGUAUGGGGACCCUUGGGAUUUUAAAGCUGAUAUUAACGUAUGAUGCCUCCCUAAAAUGAGAAUAAGCACUACAAAAAAACAGUCGCAUUAUGUUUAAUUAGUUAUAACUACCAAGUGAGCAGAGAUAAAAGCUUUUCAAAAUCAGAUAUUUCUGCCUAUUUUGAAAGAGCAGAUUGUAUUUUUCACUUUGAGAAUUUAAUUGGCAUAUUCAUGAGAUAUCAACAGUUGGUAGAUAAUGAAACAGACUGAUAGAAUUAUUUUUUUUAAAGGUUUGUGCAGGGACAGACCUUGUUGGAUAAUGCACAAUAUUUGGGACAGGCCCAUCAUUUUGCAUAAAGAAUAUGGCACAUGAAAUGGUGUUAUCUGUAUCUAAAGCCUGCUGGAUCCGCUUCUGGGUUAAUAUACAGGUGGUCAUAAUUAUAUACCGGUACAUUUAUAAGAAAAACAUGUAUAUGCUUCCAUGUUCUUACAUAGUUGUAUACUACAAUGACUACAUGUAUCUUCAUAUUCUGUACAUGCAUGUGUUACUUACAGCAUAAUGUGAAAUCAAUUAUUUUUCAUAGUGUUUAGAUACCAGUACAAACUUUUGCAAAAUUGAAUAUUCAUGCAAAUCUCGUCUGACUUCAUCAUCCAAAAUGCUUUCAGUCUUUAGAAGAGACAUAAAUAAAAACUUAGGCUUCGAAUUUCACCUCACUUGACAGUACUAAACUACUUUAACAUGUAUGUACAUAAGAUUUUACUGAUGGAGAGUGUAAAAUGUCUGCUUCAAAGUCUUGUAGGGGGCUUGACACUUGAUGGAAACAGGCUGUUAGUGUCAUGUAAUUUUAUCUUUCACAAUGUAGUAGAAAAUUAUGCAACAUGCUGAAGUUUUAAGGCUCUCAAAAACACAUAUUCAAUUUUAUUAAAGGAUUUUUAUGCAUUGUAAUAACAUGGACAAUCUUAGAGUCGUUGGUAUUGGUACUUUUUGCAAUAUAUGCGGCUAAGGCCUAUUUUUUUUUUUGGGGGGGGGGGGUGAGUGGGAGGGGAUAUUUUUGAACAUGGCCCCAAUCUUAUAGCCAAUUUAUUAUGCAUUGCAUAGAUACAUUCUCAUUGCUUUCAAUUCAUCUGUCUGUACUUCUUUCUUUAUUUCCAUGCUUGUCGUGUGACGCAAUGAUUGUCAGAUGCGGCUAUUGAUAAGAAUCUCAAAAUUACCAUAGACCAUGUAAUGAAUUUCUUAAAUUUUGAAUAAAGAAAAACAAGGUGUACUAAUUCAAAUAAGAAAAAAACAAUCUACAUGUAUUUUACAUGUAUAUCAUGUUCAAGGGAGCAAAAAAUUGGAAUUGCAUAGUGGGGAUAUUUGAAUCUAUAAUACGGAAAAACCUCAACAACAGUUUUAUAGAAAAAUAAAAAAUUGAAUAAUAUCACAAUUGUUUAUCAAGAGAAAUCAGAAGAGAAGAAAUCAUACAACUAACAAAUACAUGCAUUAUUUCAUGAAAUUAUGUAUGGAGAAAAUUACGGGUUAAUGUUAUGAAAUGAAAAUUGUUAGUUUUGAUGAAUUUGAUUAAUAGCAAUAGACCUUUUGUGAGUGUGCAACUGCAAAAAGUGUAACACAGGAAAUUGCGUGUGGAAUUUUAUGUAUUUUUAUACCAAAGAGAAGAGGCAUUUAUGUAUCUUAUCAUUCAUAGUAUUACAAAUGUGGUAUUUACUCCGCAAUUAUCAUAAGCAUUCCUUUUUAAAAUUUUAAUUUGGACAUAAUGAGAACAAUUGGCAUGGGAUCUUGUUUUGAAUAUUGCUGUGUAUGAUAAUAAUUAUAAUCAGUUUUAAAGUUUUAUUAUGUGAGAGUAUUUGAGAUGAAACGACAUUACUAUUAAAAAUUUGACAUAUUAACUUAUUUUGUAUCGAUAUUUGACUUAUACUAGAACGAUAUAUACUGUAUAAUACAUUUAAAGUACAUGAAGGCUUAGAAAAGUAAGUCUAAUUUCAGAAAUUUUUGGAAAUGUUUACCGGUAUAUAGAUUCCAGAUUUCCACUUCAUUUUAUCUGUUAAAUCAAUGGUUCAUAGCUUUCACUUAUUGGUUUUUAUAAUACUUGAAGGUUUAAGCAGUGCAUAUGAUUAAUUUCUUAGAGGAAAUUAGUACAUGCAUUUCCAAUAAUGAAAGAUGAAAUCUCAAUCAAACUUUUAUUAUCAAACACAUUAUUUUUUUCCAUUGAAGGUGAAUGUUCAAAGCCUUAUAACAAAUUUUAUGUUUCAUAUUGAUAUUUUAUAUUGUAGACUAUGAAGAAUGUGCCUCCAAAAAAUCAUUUGAAUUUUUAAAUGAUAAAGGGUUUUAUUUAUUAUUUUAACUUCCCUCAACCACUGUAUUCCAUAUUGCUAUUUUCUGAAUGCUUCACAUAGUAAGUGCAUAUUUAUGUUAUUGCCAUCUCAAAACAUUGCCAUCUUGUUGUCAGAAGAAUUGUUACUUAAAAAGGUUGAUGCAGUGUAUUUAGCACUAUAUAAAAGUCAAAUAUUUUUUUUUUACAUUUCCUUUCUAUCUGAUAGCAUCUCAUUAAUAACUUCUUGUACUAUGUAAUUAUCAUCUUAUUAUUAGAUGUUAUAUGUUCUUCAUUAUUAAAUGUGUUUGAUAUGUGUAAAGAACGUACAUGUCCAUCUGCAUGUAAAUGUAAAUGCCUUUGAUUAUCUUUCAUUCGCUGAUAGCUUUCAAUUACUGAUAAUGAAUUAUCAACAUAUUCCCUCCACAUUGGUUUGUUGUUUCAUUCAUAGUGUGUAUAGUGCAGUAUUUCAUUAUUGUUAUUCUAGCAUUAUUGUUAUUGUUGUAUAUAUUCCAAUUAUUUUUCUGCUGCCUUCAAUCAUUUAUAUUACUAGUAACAGUGAAUUAGACUCGUUUGGUGUGACGUACAGAGCUGUUCCAACUUUCAAGAAUCAAACAUAAUUAAAAAGAAUAAUGAAAAUGUUAUAUAUUUUUCUGUGUGCAAUACUCAAACAGAAAUUAUAAUUCAGAUUAUAAUUAAAUCAUUUUGCAGAUUGUAAACCAACUACCAUGGUUUUGGUUACUGGUAAGUUAAAUGACAUAGUGCUGCAAAAGACUUGUGUACAUUCCCUA